This is a messenger RNA of Aureobasidium pullulans EXF-150, 1581 nucleotides long. RefSeq names its product putative MFS transporter. The transcript has 5 exons. Gene Ontology annotation, biological process: transmembrane transport. The record is from RefSeq and is a predicted model, not a curated record. The coding region runs from base 46 to 1581 and encodes 511 amino acids. Gene Ontology annotation, cellular component: membrane. Lineage: Eukaryota; Fungi; Ascomycota; Dothideomycetes; Dothideales; Saccotheciaceae. Gene Ontology annotation, molecular function: transmembrane transporter activity.
CACCCCAACAACAGUCGCGAACUUUACUACAUCGUCGUUGAUAUUAUGGUCGCUUCUCACGAUCUCGACAAAGAAGGGCACGCUGCCAUGCACAAAGAGCUUGCCGAAGAGACUGUCCAUGAGGCUGCUGCCCGUGGUACAGCGGCGACGGACCAAUAUGGCAAUUCUCUCAUUCAGUUCGAUGCCAAAGCAGAGGCCAAGCUGCGAACCAAGAUUGACUUCAUGAUCAUCCCAACAGUUAUGUUGUUGUACCUCUUCUGUUUCAUCGAUCGAGCCAACAUCGCUACAGGCAACGCUCGCCUCGCUGGCCUGGAAAAGAGCUUAGGUCUCACUGGAUAUGAUUACAAUGCCAUCCUCUCUGUGUUCUACAUCAGCUACAUCAUCUUCGAAAUCCCUUCAAACAUGUGUUGUAAGCUGAUUGGACCUGGUUGGUUCAUCCCUGCCAUAUCGCUUGCCUUCGGAGUCUGCUCUAUCGCCACAGCUUUUGUACACACCUUCAGUCAGAUGUGCGCUGUCCGAUUUGUAUUGGGUAUUUUCGAGGCUGGUAUGCUUCCUGGUAUCGCCUACUACCUCUCACGCUGGUACAGAAGGUCUGAACUUGCCUUCAGACUAGCUCUCUACGUCGUAGCGGCGCCUCUUGCCGGAGCCUUCGGUGGGCUGCUUGCCUCUGGUAUUCUGAAGCUAGACAACUUCGCCGGACUCACGCACUGGAGAAUGAUCUUCGCUAUCGAAGGAAUCGUCACCGUUGCCAUCUCGGUCGUCGCCUUCUUUACUCUGACCGACAGACCUGCAACCGCUAAAUGGCUGUCUCAGGAAGAGAAGGAUCUUGCUAUUUCUCGUGUCAAGUCUGAGAGAGUGGGAGCAACUGAGGUUUUGGACAAGUUCGACCGCAAAAAGGUCUUCAAGGGCAUCUUCUCUCCUGUCACUCUUGGCACCGCAUUGAUCUUCCUGCUCAACAAUGUCACCGUCCAGGGUCUGGCCUUCUUUGCGCCUACUAUCGUCCGCACGAUCUACCCCCACAACACAGUCAUCAGCCAGCAACUUCACACCGUCCCACCAUAUGUGGUUGGUGGCUUCUUCUGUCUACUGUUCCCAUACAUUAGUUGGAAGGUGGACAGGCGCUUGGUGGUGCUUAUUUGUUCUGCUCCGCUGAUCAUUAUUGGAUACAUCAUGUUCUUGGCUUCCGAGAACCCCUCCGUUCGUUACGGCGCAACUUUCAUCAUCGCAUCUGGCGCAUUCGCCUUCGGCUCCCUCUGUAACGCCCAAGUCAGUGCGAAUGUCGUAUCCGAUACAGCACGUAGUUCCGCUAUCGGUACCAACGUCAUGUUCGGCAACAUUGGUGGUCUGAUCGCCACUUGGUCGUUCUUGCCUUUCGACGGACCCAACUACCACAUUGGUAACGGACUCAACUUGGCUGUUGCAACCACCGGAUUGUGCAUCUGUAUCUUGCUCCUGUUCUGGAUGAAGAGAGACAACAAGAAGAGAGAUGGAAGAGAUGUUGAUCAGGAGUUGGCUGGAACUACUCUUCUUGAACAGCAGGAUAUGGACUGGAAGCACCCUAGUUGGAGAUGGAGACCUUGA